Messenger RNA from Adineta steineri, 1056 nucleotides. NCBI's taxonomy places the organism in Eukaryota, Metazoa, Rotifera, Eurotatoria, Adinetida, Adinetidae. The record is from the annotation of a GenBank genome assembly.
AUGAACAAUACAACGAUAAAUGAUACUAGCAUUACUGCCAGUGAUGAUCAAACUGAUUUAAUUACAUUUAUCAAUCUUCUAAACAAAAUUAUCUCACAAUAUGGUUUAGGUCUUAUCUGGUUUAUUGGUAAUAUUGGAUCAGUUCUGACUUGUAUGGUGUUUUAUCAACCAACUUACGAUAAAAGUCCUUGUGCUAUGUAUUUUCUCGUUUCGAGUUUUGCACAAUUUUUUACUUUUAAUUUUCCUCUUCUUACUCGCUUGCUUCAAUAUGGUUAUGAUAUUAAAACCGUUAACAUUUCUCUAGGGUAUUGUAAAUUUCGGUAUUAUUGUUUCUAUGUUUCUGUAGCCAUUCCUCGUUAUGCAAUCGUCAUAGCUUCAAUUGAUCGUUAUUUCGCCAGUUCUCGUAAUGCUCUUCGUCGACAAUGGAGUUCACCAAAGAUUGCUUUUCGUCUUAUUAUCGGCAAUAUAAUUCUCUGGUGUAUUAUAUACAUUCAAGUUCUUGUCUUCUACGAAAUUAGAGAUCAUAGUUGUCAACCACAAGCAGGUGCCUAUGGAAUGUUUUUUAGUAUCUAUAUUUCUAUUGAUAGUGGAAUUCUUCCUACACUUCUCAUGCUUAUCUUUGGUCUACUAACUGUUCGCAAUGUUCAUCAAACUAGAAAACGAAUUGGAAUAGUUAGAGAAACGAAUGAUGGUCGUCCAAUUCAAACUGGCAAAAUAUCAAAGAAAGAACUUCAAUUACAUAAAAUGAUAGCAAAUCAAAUUAUUCUAUAUAUUAUUUUUAACAUACCUAAUCCAUGUUAUCUUGUUUAUAAUGCAUUUACUAUUAAUACAGAAAAAUCAUCAGCUCGUCAAACAAUAGAAGUAUUUAUCAAUAAUAUGACAUAUCUACUAGUCUAUUUUGGAUUUUCAUUAACAUUUGCAACCUUUGUUGUAUCAUCCGGUAUCUUCCGACGUGAAUUUCUACAGCUUAUUCGAACGAAGAUACUUCGUCAACCUCUCAUACAAAUAAAAACUAGUGGAAGAACAAGAGUAAAACUUCGUCGUCAAAAUGAUUAA